CAGUAGUCACCUGCAAGCGAGGUUCCGUUAAUUAUUUUGCCUGUUUAAAACACGCUUUAGAAGAUGUAUGGCCACAACUCGUUGAAAAAGGACUUCCAGAAUUUGACUUUCCACCUUUGGAUCCAAUGCUUUACGAAUACGAGAAAGCUGUAUUUAAUACAGACAUCAUUUAUGCAGAAGUUACUAUAAAAAAUGUUACUGUUAAUGGUUUCUCAAAGACUCAUUUUAAUGAUGUCAGAGCGCAUUUUCUUGACAACGUUUUCCGUUUAGAAGUCGACACAGUAAUCCCGAGACUAUUUGUAAAAGGUACCAUAAAACUGAAUGGUACUCUAAGUAUACUCAAGAUUGAUGAUGAAGGUCCCUUUAAUAUAACUGCUGAUGAAGUCGUAACAACAGAUCGGAAGA
Wasmannia auropunctata (little fire ant) is the source of this 405-nucleotide messenger RNA. RefSeq lists its product as uncharacterized. The record is from RefSeq and is a predicted model, not a curated record. The annotation marks the transcript as partial. The transcript has 3 exons. NCBI's taxonomy places the organism in Eukaryota, Metazoa, Arthropoda, Insecta, Hymenoptera, Formicidae.